Molecule: messenger RNA, 1475 nt
Organism: Coffea arabica (coffee)
Lineage: Eukaryota; Viridiplantae; Streptophyta; Magnoliopsida; Gentianales; Rubiaceae
Product: KH domain-containing protein At3g08620-like
Biological process (GO): regulation of mRNA splicing, via spliceosome
Cellular component (GO): nucleus
Molecular function (GO): mRNA binding
Source: RefSeq, a predicted model, not a curated record
CCCCACACCUAUUUAAGCCUCCAAUUCACUGCAACUCACCAAGAAAAAUAUACUACUACUAGCCCUUCAAUUCCACAUUCACAAUUUCCAGACAACUAGUACCACUAGUAGUAGUAUUUAUUGAUUUCUUCCAAUUUCUCCUCUGACCAGACUCUUCAUGUUUUGUCCCCUUUUAAUUAGUAUUUCUCUUCUUUCCCAUAAACUUCUUGGCUUUGGAUUCUUCUUUUGUGAUCUUUUUCUUGUUUAGGUUAACUUUUUCCAAGCAAAAUUUCAGACCCUCGUAGCAUGCAAGUUAUGUCUAGCUUAUACACACAGAAUUUGAACUUUUCACCAGCAAGAGCGGCCUCUCCAAUUGUAAGGACCAAUUCAGAUGUUGAAAGUCAAUACUUGACAGAGCUGUUAGCAGAAAGACAGAAGCUUGUACCUUUCAUGCAGGUCCUUCCAAUAUGCACCCGAUUGCUGAAUCAAGAGAUACUGAGGGUUUCAGGAAUGAUCUCCGACCCAAGAAUAGAUGAAUAUGACAGACUACUACGUGGAAGCCCAAGUCAUGUGGCCUCUCUAGACAUCAUUCCAAAUGUCGGAGCAAAAGGUCUAGGAUUCUUUCCAAACAGCCCUCACCCUGAGUUGUUAGGUGGACCAGAUGAAAUGACCAUUGACUGGCAAUCAGCGGGAGGAAAUCCAAGUUCAUAUGUUGCAAAGAGGGUAUUGCGCUUGGACAUACCUGUUGACAGAUAUCCAAACUUCAAUUUUGUUGGCAGGCUAUUAGGUCCUCGAGGUAAUUCACUGAAGAGAGUGGAAGCUUCCACAGGAUGCCGCGUAUUUAUUAGAGGAAAAGGUUCAAUCAAAGACCCUGACAAGGAGGAGAGCUUACGGGGAAGACAAGGUUAUGAGCACCUCAAUGAUCCACUGCACGUUUUGAUUGAGGCUGAAUUACCUGCCAAUAUCAUUGAUGUACGGAUGAAUCAAGCGAGGGGAAUUAUAGAAGAAUUGCUAAAGCCGGUGGAAGAGUCACAAGAUUUGUACAAGAGGCAACAGCUCAGAGAACUAGCCAUGCUGAACAACAGUUUCAGAGAAGAGAGCCCUCAGCCAAGAGGCAGUCUAUCUCCAUUCAGUUCCAGUGGAAUGAAACGUGCUAAAACAGGUUGGUAAUGGUUUCACAAUUUCCUGGACGGUCCUCCCAAAGAUUUCCUGAAGCAUGUAACCCCUCAAUCCACAUCGAAUGCCGAUAAUAAAUACUGCAUCGAAGAUCAUCAGGUCUGUCUAGCCCCAAACUUGGCCUCUCACAAUAUGCCUGUGAGGUCUGAAGUGGAGGAGCCACCAGAAAAUGUUCUUUUUUUUUUUUUUCUUGACUGUAAUAUUAGGCUUUCUUCUGACGUUUAUUGUAGCAUUGCAUUGAAUUUAUUUGUUGUUAACUCAUUUGUAUAUGUAGAAAAUUCUUUCCGGGGUGCAAAGGCGAAUUUUAUUUGUGGACAAUU